Molecule: messenger RNA, 1330 nt
Organism: Nicotiana attenuata
Lineage: Eukaryota; Viridiplantae; Streptophyta; Magnoliopsida; Solanales; Solanaceae
Product: GDSL esterase/lipase At5g45950
Exons: 5
Coding region: 74-1174 (366 amino acids)
Molecular function (GO): hydrolase activity, acting on ester bonds
Source: RefSeq, a predicted model, not a curated record
CUUUGCCACAGUAGUAUUACGAAACAGCAAGCUUAUAUACUCGGUAUCUUCUCUUUUUUUUCGUUUGAAUGAAAUGAAAAGCAUCAAAAUGUCAGUGAGGUUGAUUAUUCUCAUAUUUCUGGCACUGGUGCUUUUUCAUCAUAAUGCUGUAUUAGAAGCCAUAGAAAUAGGUGAGCUGAGGAAAGUGGCAGCGAAGAAUAAUGUGACAUGUAUCUUGGUUUUUGGAGAUUCAAGUGUAGAUCCUGGAAACAACAACCAUCUUUCUACUCUAAACAAAGCCAAUUAUUUGCCUUAUGGUUUGGACCUUUCCAAUUCUCAACCUACUGGCAGGUUCUCUAAUGGCAAACUUGCCACUGACUUCAUUGCGGAGGCACUUGGUUACGUGAACAUGACAAGAGGGUUUCUCGACCCACAAAUCAACAACAUGGAUAUGCUACAUGGCAUUAGUUUUGCAUCAGCUGGCUCUGGUUAUGAUGAUCUCACUGCUAAUUUGUCUAAUGCAAUGUCACUAGCCAAGCAAAGAGAAUAUCUCAGGCACUAUGAAAUCCACUUGAGGCAAAUGGUGGGAGCUGAGAAAGCAAGAGAGACAAUGAAAAAUGCACUAUAUAUACUAAGUAUGGGCACUAAUGACUUCCUCCAAAAUUACUUUGUGGAAGUUGUACGUUCAAAGCAAUACUCUGUGGAACAAUACCAGAACUUCUUGAUCCAUUCCAUGUUUACUCACGUCAAGGAUAUAAUUCAUGGUGUAGGAGCAAGGAGAUUAGCAGUGGUAGGAGUUCCUCCUCUUGGGUGCGAACCACUUAUUAGAACCAUUCGAGAUGAUGAAACAAAGUGCGACGAUGAUUUGAACAAAGUUGCUUUCUCUUUCAAUUUGAAACUCAAAAGAGAGUUGCAAACUCUAAAAAGAUUAUUUGGGAUCAAAGCUUCCUUUAUAGACAUCUAUAGCAUCAUUCAAGAAGCAGUCCAAAACCCCCAUAAAUUCGGCUUUGAAGAGACAAGUAAAGGCUGCUGUGGGACAGGAACGACUGAGUAUGGAGAGACUUGUAAAGGGUUGACAACUUGUGCUGAUCGAACAAAGUUUGUGUUCUGGGACGCAGUUCAUCCCUCAGAGAAAAUGCAUAAGAUCAUGGCUGAUGAAGCUCUUAAAGCUAUCAAUACUGAUUUACUCAGCUGAUAAUCAUCUUAUUUAUUAGUAUCAUUUUGUUAUGAUUGUUAUUUUCCUACCCAUAGAUAGUAAUUGUGCAUGUUCUAUAUUUGCCUUGUGGAUUUUUCAAGAUAGCAGCAAAGUUGGCUUCUGAAAUAUUGAUCGGAAAUUGUGGUUCACCUUUGA